Messenger RNA from Quercus lobata, 834 nucleotides. RefSeq lists its product as uncharacterized. The coding region runs from base 52 to 408 and encodes 118 amino acids. NCBI's taxonomy places the organism in Eukaryota, Viridiplantae, Streptophyta, Magnoliopsida, Fagales, Fagaceae. The record is from RefSeq and is a predicted model, not a curated record. The transcript is spliced from 4 exons.
UUCACGCAUCAACAACGCCUCUGGUUUUCUUCUCUACUCUGUCUCGUCUCAAUGCUAAAGCCUCUCCAGCUCUGUCUCAAUGCUAAAGCCUCUCCAAUCCAACCUCAAAUCCACAUCCAAUCCAACUCAGCAGCACUUCUUCCGUCUCUCUGCCCUUUUGUUCGAAGUUUCCACCAUUUAUCAAAUCUAAAAUCUCAGGUUGCUAGGAACAAAACCAAUCUAUUAUUCCAUUUGGUUCAUAGCAGCUUGGUUGGUGAUUUUUGCCUAACUGGACUUUUUAAAUGUCAGAAAAAGCGUGGUGCUAGAAAAGACCGUACUGGUGAAGAAGAAACAUGGCAGCUAUCAUGUUUUUACCCCAUGAUUGAGGUACAUGAUUGGGAAGCUGCUUUUGAAGUUGGAUACUAUUAAAUUCAUAGCAGCAAAUCAUACCAUAAUUUCAGCUUUGAACUAUAUCUUAAAAAAAACAAAAAACAUUUUCCACUUUUUAUUUGACUGUCUAUGAAAUGAAUCUUUAUACUUAUCAUAGUCACUCUUGUGUACUCAUUUCUUUUGGAUUAAGGUAUUUUACACUACCUAAUAGCAGCAACGACUGCAAUGGCAACCCAACCUAGUGGCUGUAGUGAUGCUUGAAUAGUGAAAAUGCCCAUGGGACAAGAUUAAGUAGCCUAACUCCCUGUUUCAUCUUUUCAUUUUAUGGAAAUUGAUUUAUAUCGAAGUUUGUGUUGUGCUUGUGGUUGGAGAAGAACACCUACUCUAACAGAUGCACGCUUGUGUUAUUGUGAUGGAAUUUGGAGUUGAUCAGACAUGUGGCCCUCUUGUCCACAUUAGCUGCCA